CGCGGCCCGUGAGUGGGGGCGGGGCCAACCGAGCUGCUUUCUCGCAGCUAAAGUAGGUUGCGAGUAGGAGGUGGUGGCUGCUUCUCUGCAGUGUUGGGAAGAUGGCGCCGCCGGUGACGGAACGGGGGCUGAAGAGCGUCGUGUGGCAGAAGAUAAAAGCAGCAGUGUUUGAUGACUGCAAGAAAGAAGGCGAAUGGAAGAUAAUGCUUUUAGAUGAAUUUACCACGAAGCUUUUGGCAUCAUGUUGCAAAAUGACAGAUCUUCUAGCCGAGGGUAUAACUGUUGUGGAGAAUAUUUAUAAGAAUCGAGAACCUGUCAGACAAAUGAAAGCUCUUUAUUUUAUCUCUCCAACAUCAAAGUCCGUAGACUGUUUUUUACAUGAUUUUGCAAGUAAAUCUGAGAACAAAUACAAAGCAGCGUAUAUAUACUUCACUGACUUUUGCCCUGAUAGUCUCUUUAACAAAAUUAAAGCUUCUUGCUCCAAGUCAAUAAGAAGAUGUAAAGAAAUAAAUAUUUCCUUCAUUCCACUUGAAUCUCAGGUUUAUACUCUUGAUGUACCAGAUGCAUUCUAUUACUGUUAUAGUCCGGACCCCAGUAAUGCAAAUGGAAAAGAUGCCAUUAUGGAAGCAAUGGCUGAGCAGAUAGUUACAGUGUGUGCUACUCUGGAUGAGAAUCCUGGAGUAAGAUAUAAAAGUAAACCUCUAGAUAAUGCCAGUAAGCUUGCCCAGCUUGUUGAAAAAAAACUUGAAAACUACUACAAGAUUGAUCAAAAGAGCCUAAUAAAGGGUAAAACUCAUUCCCAGCUCAUAAUAAUUGAUCGUGGCUUUGAUCCUGUGUCCACUGUCCUGCAUGAACUGACCUUUCAGGCAAUGGCAUAUGAUCUACUGCCAAUUGAGAAUGAUACAUACAAAUACAAAACAGAUGGGAAAGAAAAGGAGGCAAUCCUUGAAGAAGAUGAUGACCUCUGGGUCAGAAUUCGACAUCGGCAUAUUGCAGUUGUGUUAGAGGAAAUUCCCAAACUAAUGAAGGAAAUUUCAUCAACGAAGAAAGCAACAGAAGGGAAGACAUCGCUCAGUGCUCUUGCCCAGCUGAUGAAAAAGAUGCCCCAUUUCCGUAAACAGAUUACUAAGCAAGUUGUCCAUCUUAACUUAGCAGAAGAUUGCAUGAAUAAAUUCAAGCCUAAUAUAGAAAAGCUCUGCAAAAGUGAACAGGACCUGGCACUUGGAACUGAUGCAGAAGGACAGAAGGUGAAAGAUUCUAUGCGAGUACUUCUUCCAGUUCUACUCAACAAAAAUCAUGAUAAUUAUGAUAAAAUAAGAGCGAUUCUACUUUACAUCUUCAGUAUUAAUGGAACUACGGAAGAAAAUUUGGACAGGUUGAUCCAGAACGUAAAGAUAGAAAAUGAGAGCGACAUGAUCCGUAACUGGAGUUACCUUGGUGUUCCCAUUGUCCCCCCAUCUCAACAAAGCAAACCAUUAAGAAAGGAUAGGUCUACAGAAGAAACUUUUCAACUCUCUCGAUGGACACCUUUUAUCAAAGAUAUUUUGGAGGAUGCCAUUGAUAAUAGAUUAGAUUCGAAAGAAUGGCCGUAUUGUUCCCAGUGUCCAGCAGUAUGGAAUGGCUCAGGAGCUGUAAGUGCUCGCCAGAAACCCAGAACUAAUUAUUUAGAGGACCGAAAAAAUGGGUCAAAACUGAUUGUUUUUGUAAUUGGAGGAAUUACAUACUCUGAAAUGCGUUGUGCUUAUGAAGUUUCUCAAGCACAUAAAUCCUGUGAAGUUAUUAUUGGUUCUACACAUAUUUUAACACCCAGAAAGCUUUUGGAUGAUAUAAAGAUGCUGAAUAAACCCAAGGAUAAAGUCUCCUUUAUUAAGGAUGAAUAAUGAUCUUUUUUUUUUUUUGGAGAUUCUUAUUAACAUGUUCAACUAAAAUUAAUCAAGAUAAGGUUGCUAUCAUGUAAUUUAAACAAUGUAAAUAUUUUAUGGAAUAAUGAUUUUUCAAAUAUAUUUCUUAAGGGACUUUAUGAUUACAUAUCAUUGGAUUUGCCAUUUUAAUAAUUUAAAGAGUGUUGCUACUUUGUAGAUGCUGAGAAGAAAUGUUAAAAUGCUCUCUAAAAGGAAAUUUUUUACCUUUGGAACUGAAUAUAUUAGAAUUGUGGAUAAUUCUUCACAACUACCUGUGUACAUGCUAAUUACUUAUCAGAUACUUAUCUGUCUUAUGUUCAAGUAUAGUUUUUUUGGGAAGGAAUGAUUUUAAAUGAAAAGGCUAUAAAAGUAAAAAUUGUAAGUGUAUGUGUCAUAGAAUGAUUUUCUAUAAGUGCAGGUUUUUUUUCAAUUGAAAUUCAUAAUUUCUUUUAUGUGUAAAAUAGAAAUAGAAUAAUUUCACAGUGUAUACUGUCUUCCAGAUACUUCUAAAGAACAUAGUUUUAUAUAAUUUCAAAAUCAUGUAUGUUUAAAGUAGAAAACCAAAAAUAAGUGUGAAUAUUCUAAGAGAAAAUAUAUGUAUAGUUAAAAAGUUACCUUUUGGGGGGGAGGGGAGGAAGGGGAAGUCGGGAAGCUUAAAAGUUCUAAAUCAGAGAGUUACAAAAAAGAGAAAGAAUAAUGCACCAUAAUCUUCCCACCAAGAUAGCCCCUGUUGACUUUUUAUAAAAACAAUGUAAUAUUUGUAUAAGGUUGGAUAAUAAAAGGAUAUGUCUGCACAUGUGUUACA
Ailuropoda melanoleuca (giant panda) is the source of this 2706-nucleotide messenger RNA. It is a transcript of the gene STXBP3, whose product is annotated as syntaxin binding protein 3. The transcript has 19 exons. The record is from RefSeq and is a predicted model, not a curated record. Bases 102 to 1880 code for a protein of 592 amino acids. NCBI's taxonomy places the organism in Eukaryota, Metazoa, Chordata, Mammalia, Carnivora, Ursidae. Gene Ontology annotation, biological process: vesicle-mediated transport.